This is a messenger RNA of Synchiropus splendidus (mandarinfish), 3172 nucleotides long. It is a transcript of the gene slc71a1-2, whose product is annotated as major facilitator superfamily domain containing 14A2. The coding region runs from base 162 to 1634 and encodes 490 amino acids. Gene Ontology annotation, cellular component: membrane. NCBI's taxonomy places the organism in Eukaryota, Metazoa, Chordata, Actinopteri, Syngnathiformes, Callionymidae. Gene Ontology annotation, molecular function: transmembrane transporter activity. The record is from RefSeq and is a predicted model, not a curated record. The transcript is spliced from 12 exons. Gene Ontology annotation, biological process: transmembrane transport.
CUCUGUUGAGGAAGAAGGCUUGAAGCGGGGAUGAGCGCUCACUAGGUAGCCGCUGCUAGCUCACCGGCUAGGUGUUGUGUGUCAGCCCCAUUCAGCUCAUUGUUCAAUUCGGAUCCCAGCAACGAUGGCCCUCUGACAUCAAGAAUGGACAUCAGUUAACAAUGACGGGGGAGAAGAAGAAGAAGAAGCGGCUGAACCGCAGCAUUCUUCUGGCUAAGAAAAUCAUCAUAAAAGAUGGAGGAAGUCCUCAGGGAAUCGGCGAGCCCAGUGUUUACCAUGCUGUGGUGGUCAUCUUCCUGGAGUUUUUUGCAUGGGGUCUACUCACCACGCCGAUGCUCGCGGUUUUACAUCAGACAUUCCCCCAGCACACAUUCCUGAUGAACGGGCUUAUUCAUGGCGUCAAGGGCUUGUUGUCGUUUCUCAGUGCACCGCUGAUCGGAGCGUUGUCGGAUGUAUGGGGACGCAAGUCUUUCCUGCUGCUCACGGUCUUCUUCACGUGUGCGCCCAUUCCUCUCAUGAAGAUCAGCCCAUGGUGGUACUUUGCAGUCAUCUCCAUGUCUGGCGUCUUCGCCGUCACCUUCUCUGUGAUAUUUGCAUACGUGGCAGACAUUACUCAAGAGCAUGAGCGGAGCACCGCGUACGGUUUGGUGUCGGCCACUUUUGCGGCCAGCCUGGUCACCAGCCCAGCCAUCGGCGCCUACCUGUCCGCCGCCUACGGCGACACGCUCGUGGUCAUCCUGGCCACCGCCAUCGCGCUGCUGGACAUCUGCUUCAUUCUGGUGGCGGUGCCCGAGUCGCUGCCAGAGAAGAUGAGGCCGGCGUCUUGGGGUGCGCCCAUAUCCUGGGAACAAGCUGAUCCCUUUGCUUCUCUUCGUAAAGUGGGUCAGGACUCGACAGUGCUGCUCAUCUGUAUCACCGUCUUUCUCUCCUACCUCCCAGAGGCCGGCCAGUACUCCAGCUUCUUCCUCUAUCUCAGACAGGUCAUCGGCUUCUCCUCAGAGACGGUUGCCGCCUUCAUCGCUGUGGUGGGAAUCCUCUCCAUACUCGCCCAGACUGUAGUGUUGGGGAUCCUGAUGCGAUCGAUCGGGAACAAAAACACCAUCCUCCUGGGCCUGGGCUUUCAGAUCCUCCAGCUGGCCUGGUAUGGCUUUGGGUCGCAGCCCUGGAUGAUGUGGGCGGCUGGAGCUGUGGCCGCCAUGUCCAGCAUCACCUUCCCAGCCAUCAGCGCCAUCGUGUCCCGGAACGCCGACCCGGACCAGCAAGGCGUGGUCCAGGGCAUGAUCACGGGCAUCCGAGGGCUCUGCAACGGCCUGGGCCCCGCCCUCUACGGCUUCGUCUUCUACCUGUUCCACGUGGAGCUGUCGGACACGGACGGCUCCGGCAAAGGUGCCAAGCCCAACAUGGCCAACCCCACAGAUGAGAGUGCCAUCAUCCCGGGACCGCCCUUUCUGUUCGGGGCCUGCUCCGUGCUCCUCUCCCUCCUGGUGGCACUGUUCAUCCCGGAGCACACAGGGCCCGGCAUGAGGCCCGGCGCCUACAAGAAGCACAGCAAUGGGGCGCAGAGUCACUCCCACAGUCCGCAGGGCAGCGGGGCGGAGGGCAAGGAGCCGCUGCUGGAGGACAGCAGCGUAUAGCCUUCGCUGAGGGGGGCGGACUCCCUCGCUCCACCCCGCAGGCUGGAUCCACACGGAGGAGUUGGUCUGCGUGCGCAGCACAAGCGUCUCUCCUGCGUGAGGGGGUGUGUGACGUGUGAAGCUGCAGUGAGGACCAGUGUGUUUUUUAUGAGGGAGGGGGUGGACUCCGUCUCUGUUUGUGGACAAAUCGGCUCCACCUCCUCCUGUCGCAGCGAGUUUUGGUUUGAUCCGAGUCGCCGCGUGCCGCUCCGAGUUCUGGAGCAGACGUGCCGCCACAUUUCAGUCAGUCUAGGUCAAAACACUCGGUGUCUGCAGACGCCGCCCCUCGGACUGGAACCACUUCAUCAAGCUGUUUUCCAACGUUUACUUGCCACUCUCUAGUUCCAUAGGACGGUUUGGUGUCUAGUUUCCAGCUGAAGAUUCUUCAAGUUUGUAUUCAAGAAACAGAUGUUGCCUUGAAGUGACUCAAGAUAAACGUAUAUAUAUAUAUAUAUGAGUAUAUAUAUGGACAUAACCUGUAUGACGACCGCGGUCUGAAAAGGCUCUGUGAUCGUUCGCUAUCGCUCCCAUCGGAGCCGUUCCAUUCGUCUGAUCCCUUCCGUCAUCGCGCCACUUCCUGGAAGCGUUUCCCGCCUCUCGCCGGGGCCGAGGCUUCCAGGCCUUUUGUUUUUACUCCCUUGUUUUUGAGCGUCAAGACGCCGCUCUCGCCACCGCCGGAACACUCAGUGGCAGAUGCAGCUCAGACCUGCCAGAACUAAAACCCACUGCACCAAGUUUGGGUCAGCGGUGAGGAUGGAGGCCGCAUGAAGCUCGAACCGCCGCAGUUGCUCUGGUCUCUUCUGGCGUUGUUUUUCCAUGGAUUUCAUUGGUUGCUUGAGGUCUGAACUGCUGCAGUUACGUCUCCGGCCACUCGAUCACGCCUGAAGGCGACGCGCUGGUCACAUGACUGACAUCCUUUUUCGUUUUCUUUUAUCAUGUCGCCGACCUGUCCAUCAUCUCUGCGUGCCAACUUAUUUAUCUGUCGGUCCGCGUGCCUGAAGAGAGUCGAUGUCUUAACUCCUCCACGGUUUCACUGCUGUUGUGGUGUCGCAGCCCUUUAAGACUCUGCUUUCGUUCGCUUUUGUCGCCCUUUGUUUUCAUUCCACCCAUCCGCUCGUCAACAAGCAUUUCCGGCUGCACGGCAGGAAGGAAACCACACUUUUGAUUUUGCGUCGUUUGUCAGCCAUCGGACCAAAUUCGGGGCCCAUCCGCCGACAGCCGGCGCCUGCGCACACGGGCAGAUGUCGAGGCGUCUGGUGGCGCGGUGCACUUCCACACUUCUAAACUUGACCUGCUCGCCACGCUGUUUUUAGUACGAUGUGGUUUGUGGCCUGACCCCCUCCCCCCACCCUCCCUCUCUCUCUCUCUCUCUCCGUGUGCCUAAAAUUAGCCAAGAAACGAGAAUGGCAACAAAAUGAAACGGUGGUUAUGAUGUAAAUAUGGGAAACUAAUGACAAACUAUUUAUUAAAGGUUUAUUGUACAAUGAGGUUUGUCCUGG